This is a messenger RNA of Aphis gossypii (cotton aphid), 1662 nucleotides long. RefSeq lists its product as uncharacterized. Gene Ontology annotation, molecular function: transmembrane transporter activity. NCBI's taxonomy places the organism in Eukaryota, Metazoa, Arthropoda, Insecta, Hemiptera, Aphididae. The coding region runs from base 351 to 1559 and encodes 402 amino acids. Gene Ontology annotation, biological process: monoatomic anion transport; transmembrane transport. The record is from RefSeq and is a predicted model, not a curated record. The transcript has 8 exons.
GCAUUCAGUAUUUAAAAUAUUAUGAUUUAUGAUUUAUAAACUAUAAUAUUAUAUUGUUAUUAUUAAUCGUCUGACUAAAAAAAAGUUGUUUUUAUUUAAUCAUUAACAUUUUUUUUGUCUUAAUUAUUUCAAUAUAUUAUAUUAAUAUUACGUGGCAAUUAUUUUAGAACUAUGAAUUUUAAAUUUAAAUGUCAGAAAAAAUAAUAACUACACUAUGUUUGAAAAAUAUGAAGACGUGGCUUUUAAAAAGCUAAAAUGCUUUCAUCGUUUUAUUAUAAAAAAUGUAUGAUCCAUACAUAUUAAUGACAUGCAUUCUAUCGAUUAACUGUUACUGCUUUUAGACAUAAACCAUGUCUUCCAAAAUGAGUCACACUCAUAUUGUGGUAUUAUGUUCUAUUGCAAAUUUCAUAAAUGCAGCCGAUCGUGUUAUUAUGCCAAUUGCCUUAAUUCCAAUGACUAAUUAUUUCAAAUGGACAAUGCAUUGGCAAGGAUGGAUAUUAUCAGCAUUUGCUUUCGGCUAUCUAAGUAGUCAAGUUAUUGGAGCUUGUGCUGCUAAAAAAUUUGGUGGUAAAUUAAUUUUAUUACUGUCAGUUUUUUUAUGGUCAAUAUCAACUGUCGCAACACCAUGGGUAUCUCACAACACAUUUGCCUUGAUUGUAUGUAGAGUAAUGUCAGGAUUUGGUGAAGGAUUAGGAUUACCAACAAUAUUUCAUAUUUUUGCUAAUAAUAUAGCAAUAAAUGAACGUUCUAGUGCAUUUGGUUACUUAGUGGCCGCAGGUUCUGUUGGCCAGACAGUUGCAACUGUGAUAUGCCCACAUUUGAUGUGGCAAACUAGUUUUUAUUUAUUUGGUUCAAUUGGUAUUGUUUGGUCACUUAUAUGGAUGUCAUUAUAUUCAGAAAAAGAUUAUGGAAAAAAUGAUGAGCUUCCAUUAAUUAUUAUUCCUCAAUAUUCUAGUAUACAUUGGAGGAAAUUUUUUAUAUAUUGGCCCUUAUGGGCGAUAUAUAUAGCUCACUUUACAAUGAAUUGGUCCAACUAUAUAAUAAUGCAUUGGCUACCAACUUAUUUGUGUUAUCUUGGUGCUAAUUCACAAAGUAUUAGUUUAACAGCAGUUCCAUAUAUAUUCAAUUCAGUAUUUGGUAUUGUGGCAGGAAAUUAUGCGGACAAACUAAUUGACCGUAGAUGGUCAGUAUUAACUGUUCGACGACUUAUGACUACUAUAGGUCUAGUGGGACCAGCAAUAUUUCUACUUCUAUUUUGUACAGUAAAUAGUUUAGCAGCAGCCAUAAUAUUUAUUUCUAUAUCAAUGGGACUAUGUGCUUGUAAUUCAGCUGGACAUUUAAGUAAUCAUUCUGAAGUGGCUCCUAAUCAUGCUGGUAUUACUUUUUCAGUAUCCAAUACACUGGCUACCAUACCAGGAAUACUAUCUGGUCCUCUAACAGCAGAACUUGUGACUGCAUCUCAUGGCCGUUGGUUUCCAGUUUUCAUUUUAGCGGCUGCUUUAAAUUUUACUGGCUCAAUUAUUUAUUGUAGUCAAAGUUCAACAUCUCAAGUAUUGUAAUUAACAAAUUUGUAAAAAAAAAACUACAUAUACAGAGUAAUUAUUUUUGUUAAUUCGUUUUAGAGUUACCACAAUCAAAUAAACUAUAUUUAUUGUUUACAUA